AGCCGAUCUACCAGAACCAGGGUCCCCAGGACUAUAUGGACGCUCAAAACGGUGCCUACGGUCAAGGUUAUUUCAUGGCCAAUCCGUACCCAGCCCAGCCGGCAUACGGCCAGCCGCAGCCGCAUUACGGCCAGAACCUGCAGUCCCCCCAGCCCGCCUACCAGUCCCGCAUGGGGUACAGUGCCAACGAUGGGACCAACGGCCUGAUCCAGCAGUUUUCCAACCAGGACUUGAACUCCCCUCGCUCAGGUUUCUUCGGCCGUGCUGCCUCUCCGGCUCAGCGACCCCGAACCGCCGGCUCCCCCGCCCCCGGACAGCAACAGCCGGGCCAUCUGGCCCCUCCUAUGCCCCGUAGCCCUCGAACCCCCGCUGAGAACGAGGAGCUGCAGCGCUAUCCUGAGCGGUACUCGGAGAAUGUUCACAAGCGUGGCAAGGCUGCCAAGGAGCUGGUCAGCGUCUUCUUCAAUGAGAACAUCGAACGCGCACGCGACCGCAACAUGCGAUCCGCUGAGCUGGACAAGAUGAUCCGCGAAUCCAGUAUCCCCAAAGAGACCAAGCGCAAGGAGGCCGAAGUGGUCUCGAGGAAAGAGUCGAACUUCCUUCGAUUCCUUCGUACCAAGGAGAGCCCGCAGAACUUUCAGACCAUCAAGAUCAUUGGAAAGGGCGCGUUCGGUGAGGUGAAGCUGGUACAACGGAAGACCGAUGGCAAGAUCUAUGCGUUGAAGUCAUUGAUCAAGACGGAGAUGUUCAAGAAGGACCAGCUGGCCCACGUGCGUGCGGAACGUGACAUCCUGGCUGACUCCAAGGACAACCCGUGGUUGGUCAAGCUGCACGCUUCUUUCCAGGACUCCGCGUAUCUGUAUCUGCUGAUGGAAUUCUUGCCCGGUGGUGACUUGAUGACCAUGCUGAUCAAGUAUGAAAUUUUCUCCGAGGACAUCACUCGGUUCUAUAUGGCGGAGAUCGUCAUGGCGAUUGAGGCAGUCCACAAACUUGGGUUCCUUCACCGUGAUAUCAAGCCCGACAACAUCCUUUUGGAUCGCGGCGGCCACGUCAAAUUGACCGACUUUGGUCUCUCCACAGGCGGGAAGAAGACCCACGACAACUCUUACUACCAAAACCUACUGAAGAACUCCACGUCCAAGGACAAGAACCGCAACUCGGGAUACUUUAACGAUGCCAUCAACCUGACCGUGUCGAACCGUGGGCAGAUCAACACUUGGAGAAAGUCUCGUCGUGCCAUGGCCUACUCGACUGUCGGUACCCCCGACUACAUUGCUCCCGAGAUUUUCAACGGCCAAGGAUACACCUACCUGUGCGAUUGGUGGUCCGUGGGUGCUAUCAUGUUCGAGUGUCUGGUGGGUUGGCCUCCGUUCUGCGCAGAAGACACGACCGACACGUACCGCAAAAUUGUGAACUGGAGAGAAUGCCUCUAUUUCCCGGAAGAGCUCACCCUUUCGCGGGAUUCCGAGUCGCUGAUUAGGAAUUUCUUGUGUGACACAGAACAUCGUAUUGGAAGCGAUGGCGGCCAGUUCGGCGGGGCGACGCAGAUCAAGAACCACCCCUUCUUCCGCGGCGUGGUUUGGGAGCAGCUGCGCAGUAUCCGGGCUCCUUUCGAGCCGAGAUUGAGCUCGAACAUCGACGUAUCAUACUUCCCGAUUGACGAAAUUCCCCAGGAGGACACGAGCGCCAUUCACCGCGCCCAGGCUCGUGCCAUGCCCGAUGAGCAGGAGGCGGAGAUGAGCCUCCCGUUCAUCGGAUACACGUACAAAGCGUUCAACGCCUUCCAGGCAAAUUGAAAAUACAGCCGGCAUAGGAGUGUUCUUAUGAACCCACGAUAGAUGUCAUUGAAGAGGCCGACGGCGGGCGGGCUUGCAUUGAUGGCUUUUCAGUGGCGCAUUUAGGUUCUGGUCUCGGGAUCACCGUGUGCAUCCGUUUCAUCCAGCAUAUAGCGCAUUUGACAUUUCGCCCCUGUUGGUCACGACCUAGCAUUGUUUAUCUUCAUUCACCUUCC
Molecule: messenger RNA, 2011 nt
Organism: Aspergillus heteromorphus CBS 117.55
Lineage: Eukaryota; Fungi; Ascomycota; Eurotiomycetes; Eurotiales; Aspergillaceae
Product: serine/threonine protein kinase CBK1
Exons: 4
Coding region: 36-1796 (586 amino acids)
Biological process (GO): intracellular signal transduction; peptidyl-serine phosphorylation
Molecular function (GO): protein serine/threonine kinase activity; ATP binding
Source: RefSeq, a predicted model, not a curated record